AUGUCGUUGUUUCCAGCCAUACAACGUGGCGACUAUUUGGCUACAUUGACCUUAAUUGACCAUGAAGGGGCGGAUAUCGAAGAACGGAACACUAACGGCGGCACUCCUUUGCACGUUGCCUGUUACUACGACAAUGAAGAAGCCUCCAUCAUUGCAAAUCUACUUUUGGAUCGCGGCGCCAAUGUCAACGCUACAGACAACGACGGUUGGACUCCCAUGCACGUAGCUUGCGAUAAAGGUAACUUAGAAGCUGUCAUUCUUCUUAUUGGCCGCAAUGCUUUGUUAGAAACAAGGGCGGAUACACUAGGAGGAGAAACUCCAUUCCAUACGGCAUGCGCUAAAGGACGUUUGGAAGUGGCUCGGCUCUUGCUAUCGAAAGGGGCAGACAUUGAGACUUUUUGUAGUAACCAAUGGACACCCUUGUGCUCGGCAUGUGAAAAAGGUCACGUACAAGUGGUCCAAUUGUUGGUGAACAACCACGCGAAUCUCGAGGCACGAACCAACGUAGGAGCGACCUCCUUGCAUAUUGCCAGCCGGCAAGGUCAUGAGGAGGUAGUAAGACUCUUACUGAGCAAUGGUGCUGAUAUGGAGGCUAGACAGCAACACCAUUGGACACCUUUGCAUGCAGCAUGCCAUCAAAGUCGUAUGGAUGUUGUCUGCCUUUUGCUGAACCGAGGGGCGUAUCUGAACGCGAAGGACAUCAGGGGUUGGACUGCGCUUCAUAUUGCCUGUUGGAAGGGCAAUUUGGAACUUACCCGUCGCUUUCUAGGACGAAAUGCAAAUAUCGAGGCAACCACAAAUCGAGGAUCCACGGCUUUGCACCUAGCUUGCUUCAAUGAUCACGUGGACGUCGUACAAUUUCUAUUGGAUAAUCGUGCAAACGUGGAAGCUGUACAUACCCCUUCAUGGACACCACUGCAUUUCGCAUGCGCGAGAGGAAACUUGACAGUUGCCCAACUUUUAUUGGAACGAAAUGCCAACCUAGAAGCAAAAACAAAGGGCGGAAAGACUCCUUUGAUUGCAGCAGGUAUUUGUGGGCACUUCGAGCUGGUGUGGUUCUUGGUACGAAGAUACCCGUUGUUGAUUCUACAAAACUAG
Molecule: messenger RNA, 1098 nt
Organism: Cylindrotheca closterium
Lineage: Eukaryota; Bacillariophyta; Bacillariophyceae; Bacillariales; Bacillariaceae
Source: the annotation of a GenBank genome assembly